Messenger RNA from Leishmania mexicana MHOM/GT/2001/U1103, 1095 nucleotides. RefSeq lists its product as hypothetical. The record is from RefSeq and is a predicted model, not a curated record. Lineage: Eukaryota; Euglenozoa; Kinetoplastea; Trypanosomatida; Trypanosomatidae. The transcript has a single exon. The coding region runs from base 1 to 1095 and encodes 364 amino acids.
AUGGCACUAACGCAGUCUUCUAGUGCGCCUCUGCGCUGUGUGCAAGGCGGCGUAGGAGAUGCGUCUUACGCGGACGGGACGGGGCAGGUGCCCGGGCGCAUCAACGGGGCCUCCGCGACACCGCUGCUGACGGAGGAGGCGGUGCAGAGCAGCAUCGCGACGUUCGAGGAUGCGGCCUGGGUGCGGGAAGAGGCGGUGCGCAGCUUCGCAGAGUUCCACAACAACGUCGAGUCGCUGCACGCAACCAUGCGCACGCAACUGCGGCCGGUGUGGAGGACAGCGAUGCAGCUGCGCCCUGACAUCCUCGCUGACGUGCGAGACGAGUGGCGCCUCCGCCGACGUGACAUCAUUCCAGACGGCAUCCCGAUCCCUGCCGCCGCCGUGCAGCACAUCGCGCGGCAGGAGACCAUACUGAGUGAGGUGGAGGACACGCUGCAGGCGCUGCGCAACACGUCGGUCCGCUUCGCCGCUCAUUUCCUGUCGGAUGAAGAGAAGAUCUCCAUGGGCGCGAACCCCGCUUACCUACGCGCUCCGGACAUCGACAAGGAGGUGGUGGUGUCACGCUCGCAGAGUACGUCCACCUCGACACAGCGCGCGGUGCCAGCAAGUGUGAUCUCAUUUCCCUCGUCUGCAGGAGCUGUGGCGAGUGCCCACGUAAAGCCUUCCGGGUCUAGUGCUGCUGCUGCUGCCGUCCACACCCCACGUGAGGAAUACAGUCGUCGUUAUCAGGGAAGCCGUGCGCAGCACUACCACCACCAACACGACGACGAAGCGGGGCUGGUGAGCUCCAGCUCGAACCGGCACAUGUGCAGUGGGAAGUCCUCCUGUGCGAGCCGGGGUGCCAGCGAUGAUCCUCUGUUGGAGGAGCUGCGCAAGCAGUAUCAGCUGCGCACUAGGGAGCUGAAGGCGCAGAAUGAGGCGGGGGGAAGCCGUCGAAGCGAGCCCGGUGCAUCGCGAUCAGCGGCAGAGGCACCACCGCGGCGCGGUAAUCGGGCCCGAGUCGCCGCGUCGAGAUCAUUGUCUCUAACUUCGAGGGCUUCAUCGGCGUCUGCAAGUGUAUUGACCAGCUCCAGCUCGACAGGGUCUCGUCGCUGA